Molecule: messenger RNA, 1212 nt
Organism: Colletotrichum gloeosporioides
Lineage: Eukaryota; Fungi; Ascomycota; Sordariomycetes; Glomerellales; Glomerellaceae
Product: Tyrosinase-like protein orsC
Exons: 6
Coding region: 1-1212 (403 amino acids)
Molecular function (GO): oxidoreductase activity
Source: RefSeq, a predicted model, not a curated record
AUGGCAGUCCUCCGACAAUGCCUGUGGCUUCUUGUGGCGGCUCAAGCCACUGCCACGGCUGCUGCCACGAGCUCUUACAACUUUACCCAAGCUGCCAUCGACAAGGGCGAGGCCAUGACCCAACUCGGCGCCGAUGCGCUUCGGGCGGCAAAGGCCUUGAAUGCAGCUUCGGGUGUCAACUCAAGCUGCACGCCUGACAAGGUUCAGGUUAGGAAAGAAUGGAGAACUCUUCCUGCGGAAGAACGCAAGUCUUUCGUUGCCGCAGUCCAGUGCCUCCAAUCUUCGCCAACCUUGCUCGAUGCUGUUCAGAUGCCCGCGGCCAAGUCCCUCUUCGACGACUUCGUUUUGAUUCAUAUGAACCAGACUGGGAGGAUACACGCCACGGCAAACUUUCUGACUUGGCAUCGUUAUUUCACUUGGAUCUACGAGCAGAAGCUGCGCUCUGUUUGUGGCUACCGAGGAACCUUCCCGUACUGGGAUUGGAGUCUCGACGUCGAAGACCCGGCUAAGUCCCCCGUAUUUGACGGAUCUGAGACUUCCAUGGGAGGCAACGGCGCCUUCAUCCCUCACGAGGGGCUGCAGCUUGUGCAACCCGUCUCCAACACCACCAUCAAGCUCGAGCCCGGCUCCGGUGGUGGCUGUGUUGAGUCCGGCCCGUUCGCGAACAUGACGGUCCACGUAGGUCCCGUCUCGAUGCCGGUGUACGGCUCUUCUACGAACAGAACCGCAGCCGCGAAACCCACGGACGACAACCCCCGCUGCCUCAAACGCGACCUCAACAAGCACAUUGCCCAACGGUACACCUCUUUCCGCAAUGUCACUAGCCUUAUCUUGGAAAACGACAACGUGGAGUGGUUCCAGGCCGUCUUCCAGGGUGACGAUCGCUACGUUUCUGGAGUCGAGCUCGGCGCUCACGGAGGUGGUCAUUACACCAUCGGUGGUGAUCCUGGCUCGGACCCCUUCAUCUCACCUGGAGAGCCGGUCUUCUUCCUGCACCACGCCCAGGUUGACCGCGUCUACUGGAUCUGGCAGAUGCUUGAUUUUGCAAACCGACAGGAGGUUUUUGGCACCGAAACGUUGCAGAACAACCCGCCAAGCCGAAACGUCACGGUGGAGGACACUGUCGAUAUUUCACCCCUUGGUGGGCCGCUCGUCAUGAAGGAUCUGAUGAGCACCGUCGGAGGAUCCCCCUUCUGCUACGUCUAUGAAUGA